GAAAAGGAGCUGGCCUGGAAGGCAUGCAGACUAGAUGUUCCAGGGACAACAGCCCUUGUUCUAACAGCAUCAUCUAAGGUAUAAGCUGGAGGAGGGCAGUGUUGCUAUGGUGAAUCAGGGAAGGGAGUGAGUUUGUAAGGAGGGUGGGGUUGGAAGGCAACGUUAGAUAGAGCCAAAAAGGUCUCAUUGAGAAGGAACCAAUAAGUGAAAGCCUAAACGAGAGGAGAAAGGAGAUCAGGUAUUUGGGGGAGGAGCGGUCCAGGCAGAAAAAACAGCUAGUGCGAAGGUCCAGGGGUGAAGGGGGACAAGGAGGCCAGUGUGGUUACAGUGGAGUGAGUGACAGGGAGAGUGAGAGGAGGUGAGAUUGGCGAGAUGAUGGGACUUGUGGGCUAUGGUUGAGACACUGGCUUUUAUCUGGGGUGAGGUGCAGCAAGCAGAUGCUUUAGGAAGGUCCUGAUGUGAUAGGUAUUAAUAGGUCCCCUGUGGCAGCAUAUUGGGGUGUUAGGGGGAGCAGGGAGAACAGGGAAGAGGCUGCUGCCACAGUCCAGGUAGGAGAGGAUGAAGGAUGGACCAGGGUCAGGGCCUGGGAUGAGGGUGAGGGAUGAAAUAGCUUGGAAAUACCUUGAAUGGAGCUACUGGGCCAGCCCAUUAGAAGGAUGAAGGGUGGAAGGCAAAGUCAACCAGUUCUGUUCAGAUCAGAGUGGACACGGCAGGCCAUAGUCAGAUGUGAAACAGCCAAGCCACUGUGAUGAAGCCAUCCUGGGCUGGCUCCUGGAGGCCUUUCUGGGGAGGGGUGUGUUGGCAGAGAUGUACCCUACACUGCCAAAGUCAGGUAGCAUGGUGAUUAAGCCGGGCUACUUGAAUUCAAGUCUUAGCUCCAUUUUACCCACUUGCUCUAUGCCCUUGGGCAAGUGGCUUAGCUUCUCUGGCCUGGUAAGUGCCUGCGAGCACUCUGCGACAAGUACCGUGACAAUGACCUUAGGAGUCUCUACAAAACCAUCCCUCUGAGACAUCACUUGUCUAGGGCGAACAGGGAGAAGAGGUCAGGUCUGAUACGUCAGAGAGAGAGAACACCUGUCACCACCACAGAGACCCCUGCCCUAAUUGGUCUGGUUUGCAGGCCUGCGGGGAAGGCGCUAUCACAGCGGGAAGGACUGGGCCGGUUUUCCCAGGACUUAGCGACUGAACAACUGCUUCAUCUCUCCUUCUGUCUCCAAGCCUCACAUCUUUCUUGGUGGCCAUUUCUUCUUCCCCAUCCUCGGUGUCUCUUCCCUUCCCAUCCCUGCCUGCAGCCUUUUCAUCAAUGCAAACAGCCUCACGCUGUCUCCGCCCCCGCGCCUGGUUGGGGAUGACACGGCGCAUGCGCUGUCAGUGCCCCUCCCUCUCCACCCCCAUCCCCCCGUCGGCGUCUGGGCCUCAUCCCCUUCUCUCUGUCUCCUUCUCCCCCAUCACUUCUCCAGACACUGACACCCCAUUACUCCAGUUUCCCCGGCUUCAGCUUUGGUCUUCAGCCCCAUCCACCCAAGUGCUGGGGGCGUGAGAGCCAUCCGGAGCCCUGGGAGCGUUUUGAGGGGCUCAGAUUCUGGAGACUGCGGAUCACCCUCUCUAGUGGACCUCUGUCCCUAGGAUUUGCCUGAAGCCCACCCCCAACUCUGCACCUGCCCCCCGAGGGCCACCGAGGACCAUGACUAAGACAGAUCCUGCCCCCAUGGCCCCGCCGCUCAGGGCGGAGGAAGAAGAAGAGGAGGAGGAGGAUGAGCCUGUCCCGGAGCCCCCCAGCCCCACCCAGGAGCGCCGGCAGAAGCCUGUUGUGCACCCCUCGGCACCAGCCCCCCUCCCCAAGGACUACGCCUUCACCUUCUUCGACCCCAACGACCCUGCCUGCCAGGAGAUUCUGUUUGACCCCCAGACCACCAUCCCUGAGCUGUUUGCCAUCGUGCGUCAGUGGGUGCCCCAAGUCCAACACAAGAUCGACGUCAUCGGCAACGAGAUUCUGCGUCGAGGCUGCCAUGUGAAUGAUCGCGAUGGGCUGACCGACAUGACACUGCUCCAUUAUGCGUGCAAGGCUGGGGCCCACGGAGUCGGGGACCCCGCGGCGGCGGUGCGCCUCUCGCAGCAGUUGCUGGCUCUGGGCGCAGACGUGACCCUGCGUAGCCGCUGGACUAACAUGAACGCACUUCACUACGCCGCCUAUUUCGACGUGCCCGAUCUCGUGCGUGUGCUGCUGAAGGGUGCGCGGCCCCGAGUGGUGAACUCCACGUGCAGUGACUUCAACCACGGCUCAGCCCUGCACAUCGCUGCCUCCAACCUGUGCCUGGGCGCGGCCAAGUGUUUGCUGGAACACGGCGCCAACCCGGCGCUUCGGAACCGAAAGGGACAAGUGCCAGCAGAGGUGGUCCCAGACCCCAUGGACAUGUCCCUGGACAAGGCAGAGGCGGCACUGGUGGCCAAGGAGCUAAGGACGCUACUGGAGGAGGCAGUGCCACUCUCCUGCGCCCUCCCCAAGGUCACACUACCCAACUAUGACAACGUCCCAGGCAAUCUCAUGCUCAGUGCACUGGGCCUGCGCCUGGGAGACCGCGUGCUACUGGAUGGCCAGAAGACGGGCACGCUGCGGUUCUGCGGGACCACGGAGUUCGCCAGUGGCCAGUGGGUGGGCGUGGAGCUGGAUGAACCCGAGGGCAAGAAUGAUGGCAGUGUUGGGGGCGUCCGGUACUUCAUCUGCCCUCCCAAGCAGGGUCUUUUUGCCUCUGUGUCCAAGAUCUCCAAGGCAGUGGAUGCACCUCCUUCAUCCGUCACCUCCACACCUCGGACUCCCCGAAUGGACUUCUCCCGUGUCACUGGCAAGGGCCGCAGGGAACACAAAGGUAAGAAGAAACCCUCAUCAUCCCCGUCUCUGGGCAGCCUGCAGCAGCGCGAAGGAGCCAAGGCUGAGGUUGGAGACCAAGUCCUCGUCGCUGGCCAGAAGCAAGGGAUUGUGCGCUUCUAUGGGAAGACAGACUUCGCCCCAGGGUACUGGUACGGCAUCGAGCUGGACCAGCCCACCGGCAAGCACGACGGCUCUGUCUUCGGUGUCCGGUACUUCACCUGCCCCCCGAAGCAUGGCGUCUUUGCACCAGCAUCUCGAAUUCAGAGGAUUGGUGGAUCCACUGACCCCCCUGGGGACAAUGUUGGAGCCAAAAAAGUGCAUCAAGUGACAAUGACGCAGCCCAAACGCACUUUCACAACAGUCCGGACCCCAAAGGACAUCGCAUCAGAAAACUCCAUCUCCAGGUUGCUCUUCUGCUGCUGGUUUCCUUGGAUGCUGAGGGCGGAGAUGCAGUCUUAGAGGCCCUGGACAUCUGACAGAGACACAGAGCCCCCUCUAGCGUCUCCUGACACAAGGAACCCCCGAGUCACCCUGAGAUAGAGAUUCCCAGUAACACAUCCAGAAUAGAGACCCCAUUAGCCAGCCCUCGAUCACUGAGGCCCUAUUAACAGAUUCCCCCAUGAUGACCCCCCAAAUACAGACCCUAUGUUACCCAGAAAGAGAUUCCCUGAGUGUAGUACCUUCAGGCUAGUCCCACCCCUCAGAUCAGACCCUCCAAUUAACAGAUUUCCAUCUCACCCCAAAUGAUGGUGACUUUCUCUACAUAAUACUCCACAGUAGAACAUUCCUGAGUCACUAGUCACUGGAGCAGAACCAUUCCCUAUUAACAAAGACCCUCCCCGCAUCAAACCCCCUUGAAAGAAACAUCUCCAGAGAAGAGUAACAGACCCACAUUUAAUAUCAGUCCUGUCAAGAUGUUGUGACUCCCAUGGUCACCCCAAAACCCUUAGACUGCAAUCGGACACUCCCUCCAUUAACAAAAACCUCUACUCUUACCCCUCAAGAAGAGACCCACAUUAACCAGCCCACUGUCACCCCCAAUUUACAGAUGCCAAAACAGUCCUGGAAGUGCUAAUUACAGGACCCCCAAGUCUUCCUAUCCUCUGCACCCUCAAGAAACCCCCAGUGCCUUGUAUGAAGCCCACCCCAUGUGGCCCACAGCACCUGUGCUGGCCAGGCUCCCAGAAAAUUCUCUAUUUUUUAAGUAAUGAUUUCCCCCUUUGGGGGACCCCAAAAUUUGGAGGCCCCAUUCUGGGACUCAGGAUCCCAACCCCCAGAGUACAUGUCCCAAACUUCCCUCUGCCCUUAAUUCCUACAGCCCCUAGGAGAGCCCCAAACCCUAACUCCCAGGACCCCCAAAUCAUGGAACCCCAAAUCCCCAGGGAAUCCCAAAUUUAAAAAAUCUGAUUCCAAGCCCCCAGGAAACCCAACCAUGGAAGUCCCUAUGCCUGAGAUGGAGGAGACUGUAGUCAGGAUAUGCAUCCUGGGCAUCCAGGGCAUGUCAAGCCCUAUUCAUAGGCACCAGGAGACCCCCAAACAGAAAUUCUCAUUCCUGAAAACCAGAGGACUUCAAUCCCCUGAGUCCAUGGAUCUCAAGAUACCCAAAUUCCAAGAGCCCCAGUCCCAAGGGAAUCCCCAAAUCCUCAAGCCUCCCUCUCUAAUAGACGAGAAGCAUCGAGGCCUUGAGGGGAUCCCAAAUCCUGGAGCCCCCAUUUCAAUCUACGUUCUGGUCACAGGUCCAAAACGCCAAAUCUAAGUUACUGGCCCUGAAGGACCUCAGAGCACCCUGGACAGACCAGCAGAAGCCGACGGAGACCCUGAAGGCCCAGGGUGUCCAGGGCAGACCUGGGGCCCUGAAAACCAAGGACAGCUCACGACUGCCCCUUCACUGCAUGUCCCCAAACUCAGCAUGACCCCUAUCCCCUUCAAUAAAGACGUUUCUAUGGCUUUC
Molecule: messenger RNA, 4820 nt
Organism: Capra hircus (goat)
Lineage: Eukaryota; Metazoa; Chordata; Mammalia; Artiodactyla; Bovidae
Gene: CLIP3
Product: CAP-Gly domain containing linker protein 3
Exons: 14
Coding region: 1685-3328 (547 amino acids)
Biological process (GO): cytoplasmic microtubule organization
Cellular component (GO): microtubule plus-end; cytoplasm; nucleus
Molecular function (GO): microtubule plus-end binding
Source: RefSeq, a predicted model, not a curated record